AUGCCCUACCAGGAACAUGCUGGAGAAGACGGUCCUGCAGAUACCAUUACUUGUAGGUCCAGUUCCAGGCUUUGUUUGCUUCUGCACUCCACACUCCAAGUGACCAUCUGCAGGGCAAGGCAUCUGUAUAUUUGUGACUUUCACAAAAACUUGAUCCAAAGUGUCCAAAACAGAAGAAAGAGAAAAGGCAGGGAUGAUGAUGGGGACUCACCUGUGCAAGAUGUUAAUACUGCAGAGGUUGACCUGUAUCAGUUGCAAGUAAACACACUAAGAAGAUACAAAAAGCACUUCAAGUUACAGACUAGACCAGGACUUAACAGAGCACAGCUUGUUGAAAUAAUUGGAUGUCAUUUUUGGACUAUCCCAGUGAAUGAAAAAGACACCUUAACCUAUUUCAUCUGCUCUGUGAAGAAUGACAAGAACAAAUCUGAUCUAAAAAUGGAUAGUGCUGUCCACUAAAUAAGCACACUUGAGACUUGCAGACUUAAAGACUGUUUUGGAUGUAGUGAAGCUUUCUUUAUAACUGAUAUUGAGAGAGGAAAUCUUAAUGUUAUUUUUCAUUGCUGCCGGGUUGGGGUGGAGGAUUGCUCCAAAAUGAUAUU
Heteronotia binoei (common prickly gecko) is the source of this 602-nucleotide messenger RNA. Its product is annotated as histone deacetylase complex subunit SAP30-like. Gene Ontology annotation, biological process: regulation of DNA-templated transcription. The coding region runs from base 1 to 459 and encodes 152 amino acids. The record is from RefSeq and is a predicted model, not a curated record. Gene Ontology annotation, molecular function: transcription coregulator activity; protein binding. The transcript has a single exon. Lineage: Eukaryota; Metazoa; Chordata; Lepidosauria; Squamata; Gekkonidae. Gene Ontology annotation, cellular component: histone deacetylase complex.